Molecule: messenger RNA, 1509 nt
Organism: Lindgomyces ingoldianus
Lineage: Eukaryota; Fungi; Ascomycota; Dothideomycetes; Pleosporales; Lindgomycetaceae
Exons: 8
Coding region: 1-1509 (502 amino acids)
Biological process (GO): regulation of translational initiation
Cellular component (GO): cytoplasm
Source: RefSeq, a predicted model, not a curated record
AUGGUUGUCGCCAUUCUCGCCAUUCCCCUUCGGCAAGGGAGAAAUCAUGACCGAGCCUUUGAGGAACUGGGCAACCCAGUUUCAUGGGUCAUCUUCAGGCUCAGCGAGCUUGUGAUCUCUCCUGUCACCGUCUCACUUUCACAUGCGGAUCUCUCGGGGGACGACAUCCACGACGUUGUGCAAAUACCAAUUGGCGGCGAUGCUCGGGAUCAUACAGUUGACCAAGUCUUUGGUAUUUUGCUCAGCUUAUCUUAUCGGACCAUAGUCAUAGAAUACCGAGCACAAUUAGAGUUUCGUUGGGUUUCUUCAGAUUGGAUUGGCUUGAAGGUGGUCCUAAUAUAUGAAGAAUCUCGGAGUCUUUGUUUCGGGCAGACAAACACUAGGGAAGCGCAGAAGGGUCCCGGAGACGAAGCCGAGGAGGUCUGGAUAUUUCCGGGGUUAGGUGCUAAGAAAGUGAAUUCUCGAUAUGAAAAAUUUGGCUCGUGUAUUGCGUACUUUUACCUUACUUCGUGUCUGCUAGUCUUCGAGACAAACUAUGCCAUAAAGGAGCUGGAGAAUUGCGAAGAUAUUUUAGCAGACCAAGAUCCAGGCCGUUCUGCACCUUUGGUAAUUGAAAAGAACUUCAUAAAAUCGGAUAGUUCUCGGCAACUAUUCCCUUUCGAAUCCCGAGCGUGGUAUCCCCGCUUAUCAUUGCCUUUGUCACCACUUCCACUAGAUCCCGCCUUGCAGCAUCCAACAACAAUGGCGCGCAAGAGGGAACGCUCUCCUUCUCCUUCCUUAGAAAUUUUCCGCUCUGAAUCCAUUGAGGAUCAGAAAUCUGUCUUUAUUGCCGCCUUCUCUAACUCAGUUCCUGUCAAAGCCUUGCAGGCUUUGCCUGAGUUCAAAUCAGCAACCCAUCGCAUUGCGGCAUGGAGGAAGCCAUCGCGUCAAAGAUCUUUAAUGGGGAAGUCUGAGAUAUUGUAUGACCUUGGGCAUGACGAUGACGGGGAGCAGAAGGCUGGGAAGAGACUGGAGCAUGUGCUGAACUACUGCGAGGUUGAAGGUGCCGUUGUUGUUGCAAGGUGGUAUGGUGGGCAAAACAUAGGACCGAUCCGAUUUGUGCACAUCGAGAACUGCGCGAAAGAAGCCAUCUGGAGGUGGAAAGUCGUUGAUGCUGAGGCUAAGAAUGAGCAGACGGCGAAGAAGCAAAGGCUUGAAGCGGAGGCUGCCAAAAAGGAUGAAGAGACCGCAAGGAGAGAACUGGCAGAGAAUUUGAAUGAAAGAGAUCAGAACAUUUUCGUUCUUAGGGGCUUGCUUGCGGACAAGACUGCCAAACUUAAUAAUUCGGAACGGGUUCCUCCCACGCCACAGAAGAAACCGCCGGAUUAUAACACGAUGAGUAUGGAACUUUUGAAGAGACACGACAAGGCUCGAGAUGCGAGCAUCGCGUACAUUUUAAAGGAAAUCGACAAGGUGGAUGAGCAGCUGCAGCUUAUCGAUGACUUCGAAGCUUCGACUCCAGACUUCUAA